UUUGCCUGACACAGAGAGCAGAGCAGUAUUUCUAGUCAUUGGUUACUCUGAUGCUGAAGUGUCUGAUGCCUGUAGAGAACUCAAGCGGGCGUAUGAUAACCAGUGCACCACGCAAACUUUUACUCCUGAUGAGAUGAACUGCCUCACUUCAGAUGAAAUGGACCAGCUGCUCUUUAAAGUGGAUUUACUGCACCUGCAGGUAGAAACGAAAAGUUCUGAACAAUGGGUAGUAAAAGGACUGAAGGAUGGAGUGAACGAGGUGCUUAAACUGACAAAAGAUGCAGCUCUUAGACAGUCAAGAGAGAAGGCCCAGGACCUCCUCUUCAGUCAAGUCACAUGGUGUAUUCUGGGACAACAUGGCGUUUGGCAGAAGGUUCCCAAAGACAUGAAUUUUAAGCUUGAGAAGAAAGAUGUGAAAGAUGGAUUUUGUGGACACACAGGGUGUGCAAUGGACUGUGGAUUUGCAAAAGAUGGAGGCCACAUCAUGUGAUUCAGGACAGGUGACCGCUCUCAAACGACUGGAGAACCUUCCAGAUUUUACUUUGCCAAUUUACUGGGACAACAUGAAUCAAAGUGAAACCUUUAAGGUGAUUGAACUAGAUCAGUCAUCUGGAGAGUAUGAGACCGUAAAGGCAGAUUUCAAAAGGACUGUCACAAAAACAGUGCUGAAGAUUGAGCGCAUCCAGAACAUUAAUCUUCGGCGGUUAUACGAGGUGCGUAAAACAGAGCUGGAGAACAAAAAUGAUUCUAUGGGAGCAGGAGAGAGGAUCCUUUAUCACGGCACAUCAAAGGAAUCCUGCACAUCCAUCAUGAAUACAAACUUUAACCGCAGUCUCGCUGGCCAAAAUGGGACGUACUUUGCUGUGAACGCCAGCUACUCUUCCAAUCCGAUCUACGCAGUUCCUGCAGCAGACGGGAAUCAGUAUAUGUUUGUGGCUCGUGUGCUUACGGGUUAUCACACUCAGGGUCAGACGAACAUGAAGACGCCCCCUGUUCGUGUGGCACCUGACCACCUCUAUGACAGUGUGGUGGAUAAUACACUGAAUCCCUCCAUGUUUGUGGUUUUCCACGACUGCCAGGCUUAUCCAGACUACCUCAUCACAUUCAAAUGA
Messenger RNA from Labeo rohita (rohu), 1112 nucleotides. Its product is annotated as protein mono-ADP-ribosyltransferase PARP15-like. Gene Ontology annotation, molecular function: transcription corepressor activity; NAD+ poly-ADP-ribosyltransferase activity. The transcript has 5 exons. Bases 420 to 1112 code for a protein of 230 amino acids. Gene Ontology annotation, biological process: negative regulation of gene expression. Gene Ontology annotation, cellular component: cytoplasm; nucleus. The record is from RefSeq and is a predicted model, not a curated record. Lineage: Eukaryota; Metazoa; Chordata; Actinopteri; Cypriniformes; Cyprinidae.